Molecule: messenger RNA, 873 nt
Organism: Schistosoma mattheei
Lineage: Eukaryota; Metazoa; Platyhelminthes; Trematoda; Strigeidida; Schistosomatidae
Source: the annotation of a GenBank genome assembly
AUGGAAGAUGAUAAUGAAUUGCCACAAAUUCAUUCAGACUACCUUUAUGAUUCAGAUUAUGAUUUACCGGAAGAAAUGAACAAAUAUCAAGUUGUAAUAUCAUCAGAUAUGGAUCCUCCGUAUUCUAUGGACCAACCAAAUGGGGCUGCUAUUAACUCGUCUAAAUUUUCAUGGUCAUAUAAUAAAGAUUAUGAUCAACCCAUGGAGAAUAAAGUGCAAUUUAAGCAGAAUAUCUAUCUAGAUGAUCAACAAAAGAAAGAAGAAGCACGUCCAGUUUAUCAUUCACCAGUUCGCUGGGCAAUAAGAUCAAUAGCUACAAAUGGACAACCAAGACACAUUGCUUGUAGUCAACCUUUAGAUAGAGGAGUUGGUUCUAAUGAAUUAUCUUCUUGGUACUAUGAUUCGAAUGAUGGGAGAUGUCGCUGGUUUGGGUAUCGUGGAUAUGGUGGGAAUGCUAAUAGAUUUUACAGCCGCACAGCUUGCGAAGAAUUAUGCGUUCGAGAUAAUCACAAUUUAUGUGAGUUUGCCAAAUGUCCAAAAUCAAUCACAACCUGUGAACUUGUUGGUGAUCAGUCAUGCAAAGUUUACAAACAACAACAUUCUAAAUCAUGGGAAGCUGAAUGUCCACCAGAUCAACCAGUAUGUGUUACUAAACGAAAUACGAGAAUGGCACCAGAUAUUGAAUUUGAAAAUGUUCCAUCUGAGUGUAAACAACCACCUGAUGCAGGAUCAUGUCAAAUAAAAAAUCCAUCACAAAAUUUUUUCUAUGAUCUAGAAAAUAAUGAUUGUACAUCAUUUUAUUUUCAUGAAUGUGGUGGAAAUGAUAAUCGAUUUGUUACAAAAUCUGAAUGUAUGAGUCAUUGUUCACCUUGA